CGCGGCGAGUCACGCCAGUCUUUGCGAAGCUUGUCAAAUUUUACCAUUUUUGACAAAAAACUUGGAUUUACAGUGAAAUAUUGUUGGAUACUUCGAUAAGAGAGCGAGAUUCAUGAUGUACCAGCCAUCUCCGGUUAUUAUGCGGACGAAAAGAGUCCGAGAGAAGUCAUCGUCGAAAAGCGCCAUUUGGCCAUACGGGUCGGACUAUGAUAGUUCGGACGAACACAGCCGUGAUUUUGACAGCAAUGAUCAAAAUGCUAAGAAACGUCGAGGUAACCUUCCCAAGGAAUCGGUCAAAGUGCUGAAGAACUGGCUGUACGACCAUCGAUACAACGCUUACCCCAAUGACCAGGAGAAGUUAGAACUGGCCGCGAAAGCCAAUUUGACGGUGCUGCAAGUCUGUAACUGGUUCAUCAACGCACGCAGGAGGAUACUGCCAGAGAUGAUCAAGCGUGAGGGACAGGACCCUCUUCAGUUCACGAUAACACGGAAACACAAGCAGCCACCGCCCAUGAGGAAGAGUCUGAAUGGAGCGAAACGUGUACGGACAAUGUCUGGUUCAAGUGAAGACCAAUACUUCCCUGAACGUCUUGGGAUGGGCUACUAUCCCUCCAUGACGUCUAGUGUGAGUGACUACGUCAGUGACUAUUCAGAGACCGGUUCAUGCUCAAGUGACUAUAGUCAAGACAGUAAUCUGCCCCCGUCACCAUCUUCAAUGGACUCCGCUUAUCAUCAUGAUGAAACAGACAGCAGAGUAACAUCCCCUCAUUUCACCUCAGAGAAGUCACAACCAACUCCAUCACAAAGCUCUCCUUCCACGAACUCUUCAGCUCCGAGAGAUUCAGUAUUCAGUUCAUUCAAUAUUCUUGUUGACGUGGCCAUGAGGCAGCUCGAGGUGUUGGAGUCGGAGAAGCGGUUACAGCAACAGCAUAUGCAACAAGUGCAAGCUUGUUAGAACUCAAACAGUGCAUUUCCAUCAUGUCGUCUUUUCAUACGAACCAACCAUACUUAAACAUUGUGUAAAUAUACUCAACACCGGCGUGGGAUUCGAGAGCCCAACCCAACAAACGUUAUUUGGUCAAUAUGCCCUCCCUUUUCCAAGUCUUUUGGCUAAUAUUGAUUCUGUGAGGUGUAGAUGCGGACUUUAAUUAGCAUUUCGUUGGGAACAAAGGAUGCUCGAUACCUGUAGUAAGUUGUGAGUUGAGGUGAAACCGAUCUGCAUUGAUCUCGAUUUUGCUGUGAGGUUAGGAACAUUCACUGGAAUCAAUGACUCAACCAAUAAGGUAUUGAUCGAACCUGCACAGAGACAAUGAAGACGCAUACUCUGCUGAUAUUACAGCCUGCUGUCAUCACCAUGGAGAAUGAUAAACAACAUUGACCAAUCGGAGUAUGGUAUUGUUUCUAAUGAGUAGAUAGAUAUUCUCAGGUUUUAGUCAUCCAGGGUUUGGUUCCAUGAAUCUUGCAUGUUCCAUGUGUUACAAUACGUGGCUGAUGAAAUGCCAAUGUCACAUCAUCUUCUAAAUAUAACAUGUGACACUGACACUAGCUUGUCAAAUCCUAAAACGUCCGCCUGUCUUCAGAAUCUGCAAGAUGUUGCAUUAGUAUUGUGUUGCACAACCAAUCACUGCCUUCCCACGUCUCAUCAUCUUGACGAAAUCAGGGGUGAGGUUCGCUCUCCGGCCCUCCCAUGUGUGGGGGCCGGAGAACCGAACAUUACCCCUAAUUUCCUCAGGAUAUCUUCUGAGGUUCGUGGAACCAUGCCCUCACGUUGACACCAGUUGAAGCCAGCGUAUCUCUUCCUUCAGGCAGAUAGAUGUACAUGGCUAGUGCUUCCUAUCUUCGUCAGAAGAUGACAAUGGGUAAUCUGCUAGCAUUUGAUGCUAUUCUCUCCAAGAGCGACACUUUGCAUAACGUGUCGUCAAUGAAUUACUGAAUGGUCCAAAAUAGUACAAUAGUUCUUUAGCUCCGAGCAUGGAGGUUUUGUUACCAAGGGUGGUUCUUUAUUAUGUCCAUCAGUUUGUGACGAACCAAUGUACUGAGUGAAGGUGUUACCGGUAUAUAAGACUUGGGCACCAACUUUGACUUAGGGAAACUGCUUCAUUUGACAGAUCUUUCUGAUUAUUUCCACAACUCUUGUCACAUCCUCGUUGAAAUCCCAGCCGAGUGUAGCAUGCUGUGCGUACUGAUGUUACCUUUGGAAACACUACACAUGUUCCAAACCGCUCAUGCCUCGAUUCUUUUGUAAAAGGUGUGUAUUCGCGCCAAAUGUUGGAAUUUGUGUAUUCAGGAGACCAUUUGUACAUUGUGUACAAUACCUACUGCACAUGUUAAUCCAAUGUUCUUUGUGCAAGCUGGUCAAGGCAUACUCAGUAGCUUAACGGUCUAAUACUGGUCUUUGUCACCGGGUUUCGAGCGUUAAUUCGGUAGAAUGGUCAACCAAAACUCAACCUGAAUCAUGAGCACCGUUCAUUUGAAUCAUGAACUUCGUGAUGAUGUACACUUUUUACAUAGCAGUCAUGCUGUCAUGACUAAGUCGGCCAUUACUCUCCUGAUCAUGUACAACACCUCUAUACAUGGUAGACGCUGAGCAAUACAUGAGCAAUGAUAGAUGAUACCGAGUCAAAACAUUAGCUUAAUAUGACUGCUAUAUCGGGUAAUUCCAUGCAUUUAGCUAGCAUUGGCUAGCAGCAGCUUUGGUUAUUGGAGAUGUUUGGGCUGGUUCAAAACAAGGCGAUUAUCAUAUCAUAUAUACUGAGUUAUGGGUGGACUCUGAUGGUAUCUGCUCCCGAAUGCUAAAUGUACCAUUGACCCAAUACCGGGGGAUCAUGCUAUCUGUCUCCGGGCUGUUUCCCUAUAGCUAUGUCAGUUACUUAGUGCAAGACGCCAUUUUUCAGUUGAAUGCAUUUAAUUUUCAUGUUUUUACCUGUUCAUCGAUAGAUGGUAAUAGUAUGAGUCAAUUUGACCCACUAAUCCAAACUGGUGCUAAGUCUGAUGCAACCAAUAAGUCUGCAGUAUUUAACCAACACCACAGGUACAGUGCCUUGGCACUAAGGUUGAAUGAUUACCAAUAUCAUUGGUGUGAAAUAAGUCUUCCAAAUCCUAAAUAUCGUGUUUUUAUUGGCGAUAUUGCAUCAAAUGCCAAUGGUCCUUUCUUUGUCAUUAUGUGCUAUAGAAGUUAACGAUUGCUGAGCUGUCCCUCACAGUUCCACAGCAAGCUUUCUGUCACAGAUGACGUUUCUCUCCUAAUUGUCAAUUGUCGAAUUAGCCAGUCUGUAAAUAAUGGGUUAAUACCUCCGUUCAAUUAUACUUUGUACAUAACGACAAAACUACUAAUAUUGUUUUAAUUUGUUCUUCGCCGGGGUAGCGUCCAUUGCCCGCAUAGUCCCCUGAACCCUUGAGCUGGUCGUUAUUCAUUAUCCCAUUUCCCCACAGUAUGCCAUCUUGUCCAAAUGGAUGUCCGCAUUGUGACGUAGUGACACAUCAAAUGUUGCGCAUCUCCCCACUUCAAAUGCGGGACGUUAGUGUCAUUGCGCCUGCGCUGGUUGUGUGCAGCUGUGUAUCCUUUUGUGAGAGGAGCAUUGCUUGCAGGCCCUGAGGCAGCUGAUUCAGCCUUGUUUUAAACAAUGCCGUCUGCCCGAGGGGGCUUUUGUGUAUGGCAGCAUCAACAGGUUUAGAGCUGUCAAAACGAGGUGUGGUGUCGUCCUAAGAUCAGCCUCCCUGUCAGUUGGCUGUCAGACUGUUGGAGAAUGUCUUUUCGAGAGUGAGGUAUGUUGAUACCAUCAUAAUAUAUUGUGAACUGCUUGCGUUAUGAAGGAAUCGCCACACUCUAAAGACACGAAAGGCUUCGAAGCCUCGCAAUGACACAUUCUCCUCUCUCAUAUUGUCGCUAUCUCCUGUUGUACCCGUUGUACCCGCUGAUAACAUUAUUUAGGAUCAAAAAUGUGAGUGACCUCCAUUCGCGCCCCUCGAUCAUCCUGCAUGGCCAAGUGGGCUGUCAUGACCGGCAAAUUGUUAUCUUUCCCGCCAUGAAUCGACACAAACAAUACUGGGUUAAACCUAUCAUAAUACAAUUGAUUUCAAACUAGGUCUGAUACGUUUGUUUGAUAUUAGUAUUGUAAUCAGAGUGUUCUAUAUUCACAAUGAAUUACAACUGUCAGUGUCAAACGACCAAGCAUGGGCUUGCCGUGAGAUUUGAAAAUCUCGCUCUAUUUCUGAUUUGGCCAUUGUUGGCUAAAUCUUCAUUACGAAGUUCCCGUCUCUUGCCUGGACAUGGCGCGUCACAAAAAAGGGUCAUUCACAAACAGCCAUAACAAAGGUUGUGCAAUUUAGGUUGUUGAGCUUUGGCGCUAAAAUUAGAGGUGAUUUCCAAGCGUAUUUUCUGUCCAAACCGCUCAGCUAACAGCCAAGGCAUAAGUUGUGACAAUGGCGAAGAUAAUACUAAAACACAUUCGCGCAUGCUACUGUGAUCGUUUGACCGUAGGCCCCAUUGCAGUGGCUCCUGGUGACUGAUCGCAGCAUGUGCACCUUGUCUUUGUCCUCGCGAAGGGUCUCCAGUCUUGGAUGUGCCAUAAAUCAUACCUGGAGAAGAAAAUCAACGGCCGAUCUUUUGAAGUCAUGGUGAUGGUGCCCUGUAACUGGUUUUAGUUACCACACCACACUACUUCAACACUGAUCCUUCCCAACUCGAACAAGUGCAACUCUCAAUAACCAGCCCCAGGCAACUCCAUUUUCAAUACCUUUUUGUUGAUGCAUGACUAAGUUAGGGGCCAUAUUUUAACUUUUAGACUCUGUAUACAUUGCAUGAAUAGGUUCAUGUCCCCUUUGAGGGAAUCUGGCCAUGUAUUGUGCCUUGUAAGGCGACAAUGCUGUUGGACAUUUUCACCUGUACAUGCUUCAAGCUAUGCCUGGAUGAUCAAGGAGAAUGCAUUCACCACAAAACUAUUGCACUCACCCAGCAGAGUUCAAACUGUCACCUUAUGCAUACUGGCUUCAUAUUGUGACAUUUCAAAAAGAGAUAAAAGUACAUUGACAUGCUGCAAUGUACAUGCUCCCAAAGGCUUCCCUUCAUGCCAAACCCACUUCCCAGCAUUCCGCCUUCCAAUAUAAUAUUUUUUUCUCAAUUCAUUCAAACUUUUCCCUCCACUUUGACAGUUCUCUCAAUGACGGUUCUGACCCACUUUCCCUUUCCUUUGUUGGCUGCAUACAAACUCCAAUGUUGCUACGAGUUCUGGCCGCCAUGCAUGCACGCCUUCGUAUCAUGCAGCUCAUUUAGUCCCACUUUUAUAUUUCAUUUUGUAAGAUUCUGAUUAAACAGUACAUUUUGGUGCUAAUAGCUUGGUGCUUGAUGGUAGCUGCCGAGGUAAUCAGGUGAUGGCUCUCAUUCGGACUGCCCUACAAUCUCCUAUCACAUUGCGGUAUGCACGAUGUUUAUUUUCAAAUACGGGGGUCAUGCUUGCGAAUUCAAGCGGGGCGAUUUAGUAUAAUUGUAAUUACAUAUGAUGGUAAUCAACAACCGACAUUUUCCGUUCAUUAGUGUCACUGACAUUAUUGGGACAUCCAAAGAGGCUUCUCAGAUUAUAAAAGUGUUAUGCAGUGCUAUCGAUUUAGAAAACUACACACAGAAACAUAAUGUAAACAGAAUAUUACAAAAUAAACUGUCAAAUGUAAAGUUGUAAAUGUCAGUGUUCUGGAGAAGUGUCAUGUUGAUAGCUUUUUAAUCGAGCAGAGAGACCGCUCACCUCCCAAACAGAUCUCGUCCUGGUCUUCAAUGUCGGUCAUUUUUUAGUCGGUGGAGUUGAAAGUCACGAUCAUCCUGCCAUAGAAACAGAAAACCAACUCAUGGUUUGUAAAUAGUAAAAUAGAUGGUCUAUUUUGUAAAGCUUUCGCAUUGUCAAAUGUCAGUGAAGAGUGUUAUCCUCGUUGCUGUCACCAAGUGAUGACAGUUGGGACGCAGUGGAGCGAUUCUGCCAGGUUAUUGUCCCGGGGUCGGUGUCACCCUGGGUAGGCGGCAUUGACCUCACCCGACCGCCUCGACGGGAAAUUCCAACACUUUGAAAAAAUGUUCACCAAACAAUAUUCCCAGGUUUUGUUUGGUUAGUUUUUAUCGUGGAUCUUUUUAUGAUUGUGAUAUUUGACAUGAGAUAAAAAUGGCCGCGAUUACACUAAAGUUCCCAGAAUUCUUUUGACAGUUCUGCCCACUCUAAAACACCUGUAGAAUUCCUUUCCCAUUGUCAAACUGGAGCUGUCAAAUUCAAACCGCCAAGUCCAGUGACGCGCACCGGGUAACAACCAAUCGCAAGCCAUGGUUAUGUAACUCGUAUGUAAUCAAAUGAUCGACUAUUAUCGACCUUGUUGUUUACAGGUUUGAAUUAACAAAGGGUCUAUUUAACAUGGCUUAACAACUCAGCAGUUCUAAAGUUGGCGGGUUGGCAGGUGCCUUUUGGCGGUCAUUACAUUAGAACACAUCCUUGUUUUGUCAUGUCGAAGCAAGACUUGGGGGAGACAGCAUGAAUGUAAAAUGUAACUUGGUUGUGACAUUCAUCGAGUACGUUAUUUGAAAUACCCCAGUCUGCAGAGCCUAAUGAUGGCGAGGAUUCCAUUUUGAUGUCAAUGACGUCACAAUGUGUCAUGUAGCUUCCGCGGUAACCGAGGCCCUGACUAUCUUUAUUGUUUACCCAGAUAAACCCGCACGAUAUCUAUCACGAGAUGGGACGAGACUUGUCAAAUCUCUUGUCUUGUUCUCUUUAUUGUCACAACAACGGACAAGUUUAAUGGCGACAUUAGACCAUGAAGCUCGAUCAGACAGGCGUCUUUUUUAUAUUUCUGUAUGUGCUGGGACUUGCAAAGGAUGCACACCGAAAUGAAUUGUGUGUUAUUAAAAGAAAACGCUUUUGCAAUGAGAAAAAGUAAGAAACUUGUCUCUUUGUGUCUAAAUUCCUUCUGACACUUGAGCAUUUUGACACAUUCAGUGUUUUUGGUAUGUGCUUCUUUGCAUGUCUACCGAGACCCCAAACUUAUGGUGUUCUUGGAGUUUCACCCUUCCUGCGCCAGAUUGCAAGAAAAACAUGACGGGGAUGUUAUGCUUUCUCCCAUUGGUUUUGUUCGCCCGGGAUGUUUCCAGAAAUCUCCUAUAAAUUGCUCCAAAAACACCACUAAUUGAAAUGCGUCGCUGUGGCGUUGGUCACAACCUGGGUGUGUAUAAAAUAGGGUCAUAUAUUAUUCCAGGUGACAUUUCUGCCCAAAGUUUUAGUAACAACAUCAGAAAGUUUCAACUCGGGUUAUUUUGACAAGUGCUGCAGAGAAACGCACUUUCUCACGUCGUAUGUUGGCUCUUCAUUGUGUUUUAUUUGGCAGGGCGAUGUUUGAAAGUUUGACAGCUCUUUCGAAUAACAGUUUGACAGAUAUCGAAUGUGUACUGUAUCACGUGUAUCUGUACACUGGGCUCAACGUCCCGCAUUUUCAAAUCCAUUUCAAUGAACUUCGUUGUUGCAUCGUCGUCAGAAAUUGCCCUUCAGAGUUUUUUCAUUGAAUGGAUGGUCCUCAUUUGAAUAUGGACGAGUGGCAUAUUUAACACAGUUUCCUUUGUACUGGAGACCUUUGUGUUGGAUGAUUUGGGGACCGUGCGGCCCUCCACUCGCAUUGAAUCCGCCCGUUCUUUCUGCUGUCAAGUCUCGGGGACACCAAACCUAUGUAGGUUGCUGACGGUGUCGUUUUCAAGUCGUGUUGAACUGCCAAGUAUUUCACAAGAGUUUAUGCAAUGAUAACCGUCCUUUCAUAUUAAAUGUAUAUAGGAGAUUAUUACGUUGUUUGUUCCCACGAUAAUAAGUAUUGAGUUGUCAAUGUUGAAAGUGACACUUCCAAGGUCGUGGCACAUAUUGUAGAGUUUCAUCCUUUUGAGUCCAUGUCAGUCAAAUCACAAAAUUACUUUAUGAAAAUAAAUGUAUAUUCUUACAUAGCACUUGUAACGGGACGUCUGCUCGUGACAGAUGACGCGGUCACAAGUAACGGUGACGUCACAUCCUUUCGAAAUGAAAUGCCCGAAUAUUGUAAAGUGGUGGCAGCGUCUUCCAGUAAAUGUAAGUGGUGCCAUCUCUCGGAUGCAUUGACGUACGGCUCUUGACCAAUUCCACACUGUUAUUUUCCAGUUCAAAGGUCUUUUUCCUUUAAUUUUCUUAAUCGUUUUCUGAUUGUCUCUAUUGUACUGAAUGUUGCGUCUUGUAAUUCACCCUGGAAAAGGUAUCUCUUUAUGUUCAUUAUUAACUGUCCAAGUUGCAUUUUAUGUGUUAUUGUUUUGUUGGCGAAGUUGUCGCCAUGCCUUUUCGGGUUUGACGAAUUUAUGCCCGGGCGGUACCUUCUUGGUGAAAUUAUCAAGCAAGGCACCCUCUAAUGAAGCUAGGGGCGAAAAGGUCAUGGUCAUAAUCAUAUCAAAAUGUGCAGCAGAAUUAUGGCGUUCAGGUGCCACUUGUGUUUUGUGUAAAAAAAUGGAAAGAUUAACUUUUGUAAAUAAAUUAAAAUGGUCAAAAUGUGACUAUAUUAAAAUUAUGCCAAAGACUUGGAAAAGUAUAUAAUUAUGAUGGCCGAAAAUUUUGUACAUUUUUUGUUUGUUUUUAUUUUGAAUUGUCAGAAGAGGUAUUUAGGAGUCAAAUUUUAUUGAUGUGUGUGGCUACAUUUCGAAUGUUCGUGUUAUGUUAGUACUUUUAUAGUUUUUGUAUAGACACGCAGUAAUAGCAUUGAUGUAAUGCACGGUGUGCAUGUGUGCACAUGUAUCCUCAUUUGAUUUUUAUCCUCUGGGUCGGUUUCUCAAAAGGAUGGGGGAAAUUACUAAAAUUACAGUUAUUAUCGUCAAAAAAUGUAAUCUGAAGAUGUUUCUGUCUCCCGUUUAGAACUACUAGAAACGAUUGAAUAUCUGACUUUGACUGACCGGCUCCUGGGCGUGUUCGUAGUAAUGUAGUGAAUGGAUGAGGAGGAUACCAUGAUACCUGGAGAAUCUUUUUGAAAUAGUAACACUGCAUUUAAACAGAGCUGAAAUGUUGACAUUUUGAAUUUAUUCGGGAAAUUUAUGACGAAAGAAGUAUAUACUUUUGUAAAUAAACAUGUAAUAUAUAUAUAUUGCCUGAAA
Messenger RNA from Lineus longissimus, 9118 nucleotides. RefSeq names its product homeobox protein TGIF2-like. Gene Ontology annotation, biological process: regulation of transcription by RNA polymerase II. The transcript has 2 exons. The coding region runs from base 113 to 955 and encodes 280 amino acids. Gene Ontology annotation, molecular function: RNA polymerase II cis-regulatory region sequence-specific DNA binding. Lineage: Eukaryota; Metazoa; Nemertea; Pilidiophora; Heteronemertea; Lineidae. The record is from RefSeq and is a predicted model, not a curated record.